Messenger RNA from Tarenaya hassleriana, 857 nucleotides. RefSeq names its product protein FLOWERING LOCUS T-like. The transcript has 4 exons. NCBI's taxonomy places the organism in Eukaryota, Viridiplantae, Streptophyta, Magnoliopsida, Brassicales, Cleomaceae. Bases 73 to 618 code for a protein of 181 amino acids. The record is from RefSeq and is a predicted model, not a curated record.
GGGCUCAGAGAGAAAGCACAUAACAUAUAAACACACAAAACACAUACAUAGAGGUGGUCGGUCGGCACGUGAAUGAGAGGGUCCAUAGAUCAAAACAUGACAGUGGUGAGAGAUCCUCUUGUGGUCGGGAGAGUGGUGGGAGAUGUUCUUGAUCCUUUCACGAGGUCCAUUUCUCUUAGGGUUACGUACCAGAGAGAGGUUUCCAAUGGCUGCGAUCUCAGGCCUUCUCACGUUCUGCACAAACCUAGGGUUGAUAUCGGAGGAGACGAUCUCAGGACUUUCUACACUUUGGUCAUGGUGGAUCCUGAUGCGCCAAGCCCGAGCAAUCCACACCUCCGAGAAUAUCUCCAUUGGUUGGUGACGGAUAUUCCUGCAACAACUGGAGCCAACUUUGGGAACGAGGUGGUGUGCUACGAGAAUCCACGGCCGACGUCGGGGAUCCACCGUUUCGUGCUAAUAUUGUUCCGACAGCUCGGGAGACAGACGGUGUACGCGCCCGGCUGGAGACAGAACUUCAACACGAGAGAGUUCGCCGAGCUCUACAACCUCGGCCUGCCCGUUGCCGCGGUUUACUUCAAUUGCCAAAGGGAGAGCGGAUGCGGAGGACGAAGAACGUAAAAUCUCUUUUACUUGGAUCCAUCUCAUAUAUCAAUAUAUAUAUAUAUAUAUAUAUAUAUAUAUAUAUAUAUACGCGGACGGUAAUAAAAAUACUUGAGCAACACUAGAAAAAAAUGUUAUAUUUUUAUAAAAAGAUAUACCUAAGAUACACGAGAUGCAUAUAUGUGGAGAUUUGUGUUGUGAUGUGUUAUGUGAUAUGUACGUAUGAGAGUGAUUGAACGGUGUACGUGUUUUUUUUA